This is a messenger RNA of Acipenser ruthenus (sterlet), 2142 nucleotides long. RefSeq lists its product as uncharacterized. The record is from RefSeq and is a predicted model, not a curated record. Bases 152 to 1399 code for a protein of 415 amino acids. The transcript has 5 exons. NCBI's taxonomy places the organism in Eukaryota, Metazoa, Chordata, Actinopteri, Acipenseriformes, Acipenseridae.
GUCCAACUGAUGAACAGGAGAAGCGAUGGGUUUCUGUUUUGUGGACGCAGAGUGAAGGCAGACUGACGGGGAUAGCAGGGGAUGAAGGACUGCAGUGCCGGUUACAAUUGAUGCCGCAGACUAGAGAGAGAGAGGAUUGCUUCUUCCCAAAAUGACCUCGAAAGUCACCACCUUGUAUUUGCCACAGUGGAGCACUGGCUUAAUGAGCAUUAGGUGUUUAUAUCUGUCGGCCGCCAAUGCUUUUAAAUUGUGUAAGACGUGUGAUGCAGAGGAGAACAUGGUCCCACUUUUUCUUGGCGCUGAUUUAUUCUCAAAAACAGGAAUCCGCACAGAGAAUCACCCAAGGUUUCAUGCAAAAUUUGCAAAGAAGGGAUUAGCUACUAAACUUAUUUUUUCUGCUGACUUCCGAGUUCAUGGACUGAGGCUAGCGAGUGGAAUGAACAGCUUAUGGUUUUACAGUAUUCAGGGGUUGUUCCGUGUUGCUUUUGAAAUGUACAGCAAAGAAGAACAGCUGCUGGUCUUAGAAAACUUCCAGGAGCUAUGGAGAUCUAGAAUAAAUGAUGGUCUUCUCAACCAGUCGUACAACAUGGAGUUACUGUUGGGUGGGAUUCAAACACAAGAUGUUGUUGGAUACUACAACCAGGAGUGUUUGACCAGAUUACAGAUAGAAAAUGUUUCACAACUAAAUUCAUACUUAAUAGAAGACGACCCAGCAAUUGAGACUGAUCCCAUCGUUUCAUGCGAAGUGACAGCAUCUCUCUCGAAUUACACUCAGUUUAAGGUUGACCAUACCUACUGCAGGUCAGAAGAUGGUGAUGCUGAAAUAUCUUCUAGCCCCCAACAUCAGGUUUCACAAAAAAUCAAAACGUUAGAACGUUUGUUACAGAACUCAGUUACAGAUAUGCAUAAAGAAAAAUCUGGAGUUGUCCUGCUUUUGCUGGACUACAUAGAUCAACUAAUAAGCAGAGUCACCAAUGAAGAGAAAGUGUCAGAUAUUAUAUUGCAAAUUUUAAAGGCGACAUAUAAAUUACACCAAGAGCAAAACCCUGAAACCAACGUUACUUCGGUUUACAACAGUCCCUUGCUUCAUACAGUUAGCAGCUGGCUAGGACAGCAGUUCAGUUCUGCAAAUGCCUGCAUUAGCAAACAAAUUGAGGAGUUCAAAGAAAACCACAUAGAUAGGAUCACAGAUCUGCCACCAGCGGAGGAACUGGUUAGCGAGUUGUUUCCUGAGUCUAUGAGGGUACUAUUAAUGAACUGGAUGGGUCUAAGCGAUGACUCUGCUUCAUGGAAACGGCACAGUGAAUAUCCCAUACUGCUUCUCAUAUUAGAAUUUGCUAAUCACAACCUUAUUACUGGAGUUGCACAUGUAUUAUAUUCUAGUCUAAUAUGCAAAUAAAUGCAUGUAAAGUAAUGGUUGUUUUGUGAAACCCCCCACCGAUGUUUAGGAAAAUAUUAAUACUAUUUUGUAAUAAUGUGUAAAGAUAUAUAUAUAUAUAUAUAUAUAUAUAUAUAUAUGAUAGUGGCAGACUAGGGGGAGAAGAAAGAGUUGUCCAGGAGCAGUUAAAGGACUACAUCUCCCAGAAUGCGACAGAGGUGAGCCAGGAGGUGGUACACCUGGCUCCCAUCAGGGUAACGAAACUCUGCAGUCAGGGCUGUGUGCCAGGCUGAGGCAAGCUGUGUGUUCCUGUGUUGAGUAAUGAAAAAGUAGUGUGCAAACCUUUUUAUUUGUGUGUUGGAAGAAUUGUUUUUGUAACUGGGAUACGGCUUAGCCGUCCAGUGUUUCGUUUAGGAAACCAAAAAAGUUAGUGCUCCAAGACGGGAGUUUGUUUUUAUUUGUUUUUGUAAACAAUAAAGAGUGCAAACACACUGAAAAACUUAAAUCUUGUGUUGAGUCAGUGUUUUUAAAGUGGCAAAAGAACGUGAGUGAGUGCAGCUUUGUUACUAUAUAUAUAUAAUUCCAUUUAAGGUUUUCCUAUAACCACUCAAAUACGUAAGUGCCUGUUACUCAAAUCUGAUAUCAGGUGUAUAAGGUGGCACAUACUAUGGAUGCUUAAGUUAUAGACUUGUUCUGUUUUAAAGAUGUAAUGUUUUAUGACCUAAACAAAAAAUCACAGUACUUUUUUAAUAAAGCAAUGUUGA